ACCCUGCUCAGCGCUGCCUGGCGCAAACGGUCGUUGUUAUUAUCAUCGCUGUUGUCGACGCUCGGAAAGACCUCAUCGCUGGAGUUGUUAAAAUCCACGAUUAGUCGCAAUAACGCUUGACGAGAUUAAUCAAAAUUAAAUGCAACAUGGAGGCCACUGAGUCAAUUGUCACAGACGCCAUUGAGGUGGAGGAAUCAACAACUACGGUUACGACUUUGGAGACCGAAAAGUCCAAAGCAGAGUUUGUGUGGACUCUGCUAGCUACAUGGCAUCUCGUCCACGUUCGUUUGGACAUGGACCCAGAGUUUGACCAGCCCGUGUGCAAGAAGAAGAAGCUGUGGGAGACUGUGGCCGAGAGAGUGACUGCAAAGCUAAGAGCCGAGGAAGGCACAGACGUUUCAGUCAAAGCCUUCGAAUGUGACUUGAAGUGGAGAAACAUGCUAGCGACAUAUCGCAAAAAUGCUGAGCGAGCCAGAAGACUGGGAACCAGCAGUGUUCACUGGGAGUUCUUCAAGGAGAUGCAUAAAGUGCUGGGAAGGAGCUACGAGGAGGUUGAGGCUCAGCGCAAGGCGAAGCUCAAUGGCACCAAGCUGGGCAAAGCCAUAGCCAGCAAACGGUUUACCCCGAUACUGCCCACACCCACAGCUACAGCGCCACAGUUACCCAACGCCAGGCCUCCUCAGGAUUUGCUGCAGUUGUACCUGGAGCUGCAGGAGAGGAAACUGAACAUGUGGGCUCAGCAGAAAGCGCUGGAAGAGAGGAAGAUUGAGGCCAUUAAUAACUUGGCACGUGCCAUAACUUUCCUGUCCCAGAACAAUACCAUGCAAAUGCCCAAAGAGUGUCUGUCGGACACCCCUGUUACCCAACAGUAGUCUUUAAAGAUAGGAAAUGCAUUUUUAUUUUUAGAGAAAUGCCUGAUAUGUUGAACCCUUUUCAGAGAAUUGAAAAGACUUGAACUGAACAGCAAUUUGUUGAAAAAUGCUUGGUUUUCCUUCAGUGUGAAUUGCAAAAAUAUAACUGAGAAGUUAAAAAUGUCACAUUCAUAUAAAAUGAGUACAG
Messenger RNA from Sinocyclocheilus rhinocerous, 1059 nucleotides. RefSeq lists its product as uncharacterized. The record is from RefSeq and is a predicted model, not a curated record. Bases 147 to 872 code for a protein of 241 amino acids. NCBI's taxonomy places the organism in Eukaryota, Metazoa, Chordata, Actinopteri, Cypriniformes, Cyprinidae. The transcript is spliced from 2 exons.